This is a messenger RNA of Phascolarctos cinereus (koala), 2167 nucleotides long. It is a transcript of the gene SERPINH1, whose product is annotated as serpin family H member 1. Gene Ontology annotation, molecular function: collagen binding; serine-type endopeptidase inhibitor activity. Gene Ontology annotation, cellular component: endoplasmic reticulum. The record is from RefSeq and is a predicted model, not a curated record. Gene Ontology annotation, biological process: collagen fibril organization; negative regulation of endopeptidase activity. Lineage: Eukaryota; Metazoa; Chordata; Mammalia; Diprotodontia; Phascolarctidae.
CAUCCCAAGAGCUUUUCCAACUUUCCAGAAGUUUCUGCGGCCCGGGGCGGGGGCCUCUUAUAUAGGGCUGGCGCGGGGGCUGUGCGCUCGGAGAGACAGUCCCGGGACGGAGCUGAGCGGAUCCCAGCCCUGAGAGGCGCGGGGGGAGGGCUCCUCAUCUGUGCCCCUCUAAGUCCAGGUUCGUAGCGGCUAGCCCAGGGCCUUAGUCCUCCAACAGCCAUGUGGGCCACCCAGCUCAUCAGCACCCUCUGCCUCCUGGCAGCGGCCAGGGCGGCUGAAGUCAAGAAGCCAGCGGCGGGGAAGGCAGGGGAGGCAAAGCUGAGUGAGAAGGCGACCACGUUGGCUGAGCGGAGUGCCAACCUGGCCUUCAACCUCUACCGUGCCAUGGCCCAGGACAAGGGGGUGGAGAACAUCUUGCUGUCCCCCGUGGUCGUGGCUUCGUCCCUGGGACUGGUGUCUCUGGGCGGGAAGGCCACAGCUUCUCAGGCCAAGGCGGUGCUGAGUGCCGACAAGCUCCGUGACGAUGAUGUGCACGCCGGCCUGGCUGAGCUGCUCGCAUCCGUCAGCAACUCCACGGCCCGCAACGUGACAUGGAAGCUGGGCAACCGCCUCUACGGGCCCAGCUCAGUCAGCUUUGCCGAUGACUUCGUUCAGAGCAGCAGGAAACACUACAAUUACGAGCACUCCAAGAUCAACUUCCGAGACAAGCGGAGCGCCCUGCAGUCCAUCAACGAGUGGGCUUCGCAGACGACGGACGGCAAGCUGCCCGCGGUCACCGAGGACGUGGAGAAGACCGAUGGUGCCCUCAUCGUCAACGCCAUGUUUUCAACCCACUGGGAUGAGAAAUUCCACCAUAAGAUGGUUGACAAUCGAGGUUUCAUGGUGACCCGCUCCUACACAGUAGGCGUGCCCAUGAUGCACCGCACAGGUCUCUACAACUACUAUGAUGAUGAGACAGAAAAACUCCAAAUGGUUGAGAUGCCCUUGGCCCAUAAACUCUCAAGCCUCAUUAUCAUUAUGCCCCACCAUGUGGAGCCCCUGGAAAGGUUGGAAAAGCUCCUGACCAAGGAGCAGCUUAAGACCUGGCUGGGCAAGAUGAAGAAGAGGGCUGUGGCCAUCUCCCUGCCCAAGGGAGUCGUGGAGGUGACCCAUGACCUCCAGAAACAUCUGGCCGGCCUGGGCCUGACGGAGGCCAUUGACAAGAACAAGGCAGACCUGUCUAGAAUGUCGGGCAAGAAAGACCUGUACCUGGCGAGUGUCUUCCAUGCCACAGCCUUUGAGUGGGACACAGAUGGCAAUCCCUUUGACCAGGACAUCUACGGGCGUGAGGAGCUGCGGAGUCCCAAGCUCUUCUAUGCUGACCAUCCCUUCAUCUUCCUAGUCAAGGAUGCCCAGAGCGGCUCCCUGCUCUUCAUUGGCCGCCUGGUCCGGCCCAAGGGUGACAAGAUGCGUGAUGAGCUUUAAGGCCCUUGAACGGGGGUAGGGAAGGGGGGGGCAGAUGGGGGGGCAGAACUCAACGGGUGCUAUUUUGGCCAGCUGGGGCUGGGUCAGGGCCAAGGCUAGGACUGAGGCUCAGCAGUGGUGGUAGUAUCAAGGCAGGGGCCUCUAGAUUCAGGUGGUGGACCUCACCUCUCCACUGUUCCCUGGAGUUUCAGGAAAGGGGGCUGGUUUUUCCAGUGCCCUGGACCGUCCCUCCGGAUAUUAGGGGCGUGCUGCUGAGGGGGGGUGGGUGGAUGAUAGGUCCUCUGGGGUUUGGGCUGGGAGUCUGAGAGAGGUGGGUUUUGAUACCCCCUCACAUUCCCCUGGGGAGAGCCUUCUGGUGCUUCCUUCUUGUCGGAGUGCCCCCGGGUUCUCUGAAAGUGGGCUGAGAAACAUCCCCCACAGACCUCCCCCCCUCCCCAGGUCCCCUGGCUGUCCCAUCUAGAGUCCAUUCCAUCCUUACUUGGCAUGCUGUUACCAAUAGUCAUUUCUGUGUCUCUCUCUGAGCCGGAAGGGACCUUAGAUACCAGCUAGUCUACACCUCCCCCAUUAUCUAGAUGAGGAAACUGAGGCCCAGAAAGAGGCUUGCCUACUACUAACUACGUGGUGAAUUAGUGGCAAAUUAGAACCCAAAUCUCAUCUCUACCAGGCUGCCUCGGUUCUUCUGUGUUAGAGACCACCACCAGGG